CAAGUUAUGGCACUACUUUUCUACUGAUACCCUUCAAAACAUUUACCUAGCUAUAAGAUUAUUAUAUAAAACGCAUUCUUUCACCUUGUGUAUGAAUGACAGUGAUAUCUGUCCCAUAAAAGUGUUACCAUUAAAUAUGUAGCGUCUCGUUUGUGUUUCCAUGGAAACACAUGUUGUUGCUUUGCUGUUGAUCAACAUGGAGUUUAUGGAAAAGCAGUUAUGAUGGAGAUUACAAAAACAGCAGGAUGGAGGGGACGGGCGAAUACACACUUCCCACUCACACCAGAUAUGUCGGAGAAAUGAAAGACGGCAUGUUCCAUGGAAAAGGAGUGCUGCAUUUCCCCAAUGGAAGCAAAUAUGAAGGAACUUGGGAGAAAGGAAUAUCCAUAGAGGGAAAGUACACAUUUUCUGAUGGCCUGGAGUAUAAAGAGACAGACUGGGAUUACUGUGAUGCCAAAGACAGGCGGUUUUACUCUGAAAGGUGCAAUGGCCUCAAACCAGCAGGAGAAUCCCAGUUAACUGAUCGGGACCCCCCGCGGGCCAUCCCUGGCGGUUGCUAUGACAGCGUCGAUGGCUUUUAUGAUGCCAGCACUAGAGUCGUCAAAGACUAUGAUGGCAAUUUUCUCAGGAACGCAGACGACCAGGAACACGACUGGAUUGUAGGGACCUGCAGGAAGAGCUGGGACGAGUUCGUUGGCCACUGUCCAAGAGGCGACACACUAGAGGAGAAAUCAUAACUCGCCGGGGAAAAUUCCUGCAGCCGCAAAGCGUUUCCCUCAGCGCCGGAGAAAUUCACCUUUGGCUGGAAAAGAGAGGCUUGUGGAAGUACAAAUUCACUAGAUUAAAUUUGAUAUACUCUCGGAGUAUUAUAAUCUGGGGUAAAUCUCCCUCUCAGAGACUGCCGAGAUAUAUUAGCGGUGCUCGCUACGGCGAGCAUAUUACUAUUGCCAUUACUAUUGCUCAUGGUGGUUUUUCAAAACCCUGAACCAUGAGUAUUAAAUUUGGUAUGCAACUCGUCCCAUUUCAUUGCUUGUGCAAUAA
Molecule: messenger RNA, 1041 nt
Organism: Labeo rohita (rohu)
Lineage: Eukaryota; Metazoa; Chordata; Actinopteri; Cypriniformes; Cyprinidae
Gene: morn5
Product: MORN repeat containing 5
Exons: 6
Coding region: 246-737 (163 amino acids)
Source: RefSeq, a predicted model, not a curated record